This is a messenger RNA of Fusarium venenatum, 2235 nucleotides long. RefSeq lists its product as uncharacterized. The record is from RefSeq and is a predicted model, not a curated record. NCBI's taxonomy places the organism in Eukaryota, Fungi, Ascomycota, Sordariomycetes, Hypocreales, Nectriaceae. Gene Ontology annotation, molecular function: ATP binding; ATP-dependent protein folding chaperone.
AUGAGUUCUAUGAACUCCCGCUUCAAGAGCCUUGGCUUCGGAAAACGCAAGUCCACCGCAAGCAUACAGACCCCGGAAGGUCUAACACCGAGCCCAACCCCUCCUCCAGGUCAAAUACCGCAGCCUCCUCAGCAGCUACGCCCUGCCUCGAUCGCCCCAUCGUCUUCGACGACGAGUCUUCCGAUGAAUCACCCGGGCCCCGGCAACCGUCCGCCUAGCUAUACUGCAAACUUCCCUGGCCAAGCUCCUCUUGGUCGAACCAGUCCUCUCACUCAACAACCUAACCGCACUCCUCCUACUCAAAUGGUCGGCGGUCCUCCUCCGAUCAACACCGGAGCCCCCAUGGGCUACCCUCCCGGUAUGGCUCCUAUGGGCCAAGGUCCUCCUCCGAUGGGAGGUCCUCCCGGGUUCGGACAACAACCACCACCUCCUCAAGGAUACCCUCCUCCCGGUCCCCCAGGCGGACCCAUGAACCAGCAGUUUCAGCGACCAGGCCCUGCCGCCGAGGUUGAGGGUGCCAGCAAGAGCAAGGCUCAGCUGAUUGUUGGAAUCGAUUUUGGUACUACAUUUUCUGGUGUCGCCUUUGCAUUUGCGACCAACAACGAGGCCAAGGAAGAUAUUAUCACCGAAUGGCCCGGUGCCGGUUCUUACACAAAGCAAAAGAUUCCUACGGUUCUUUACUACGACCAAUACCAAAAGGUGGUAGGAUGGGGACCUGAUAUUGCUGACGCCCUCGCCCCUACCGGUUAUCCCAAGCCCGGUGUGCAAAAGGUCGAGUGGUUCAAGUUGCAACUGAUGCUGAGCGGUAACACAUACAUUGACCCCAUCAACCUCCCUCCUCUGCCCCCAGGAAAGUCCGAGAUCGAUGUCGCCGCCGAUUACCUUUUCAAGCUUCGACAGGCUAUGCGGUCAGCCCUGCAGAAGGCAUUGGGUGAAGUCUUUAACCGAGAAGAGCGCAAUAUCCGAUACUACCUCACUGUCCCUGCCAUUUGGAACGAUGCUGGAAAGGCCGCCACCCGAGCCGCUGCUAUUCAGGCCGGUUUCCUCCGUGACGAGAACGACAACCGUCUGACUCUCGUCUCAGAACCUGAGGCUGCUGCUUUGUUCUGCUCCAAGACCGGUCUUCUGGAUCUCAAGGUGCACGACGCCGUUCUGAUUGUGGAUUGUGGCGGUGGUACUGUCGAUUUGAUUGCGUACGAAGUCGAGGAGGAAAACCCAUUCACUGUCGCCGAGUGUACAGCUGGUUCUGGCGACUCAUGUGGUUCAACAGCCCUGAACCGUAACUUCAGCAACAUUCUCCGCACCAAGAUCCGCAAAAUGAAGUUGCCUGAUGGCUCCAAGACGGCCGGCCGAGUCUACGCCAAGUGUAUCAUGGACUUUGAGAACCGAAUCAAGGCUGACUUCCGAAACAACGGUCAAAAGUGGGCUGUUGAUGUCGGUAUCGAGGCCGAGUUCCCUGAGGCCGGCAUUGAGGAGGGUUACAUGACCUUCACCAACGAGGAGAUCCUUCAGUGCUUCGAGCCUGUUGUCAACCGUAUUCUGGAGCUUGUCAGAAACCAGAUUAUCGCUAUUCAGGCUCAGAACCGUACUCUUCAGAACAUUUUGGUUGUCGGUGGUUUCGGUGCCUCUGAAUACCUCUUCCAGCAAAUCAAGCUCCACGUUCCUCCCCAGUUCCAGUCCAAGGUUGUUCGACCUAUGGACUCCGUUGCCGCCAUUGUGAAGGGAGCUGUCACUGCUGGUAUCACAGAGCGAAUCGUCACCCACCGUGUUGCCCGUCGACACUACCUCAUGGCUACUCUUCAGCCUUUCAAGGAGGGCUACCACCCCGAGGCCUACCGUGUACCCUCUCUUGAUGGAAAGGAUCGCUGCAAGUUCACCCGCCAGAUCUUCGUCCAGAAGGGCCAAAAGGUCAAGAACGGCGAACCCGUCAAGGUCUCCUUCUUCCGACAAGUGGCCCCAGGUGCUACCCUCAUGUACGAAGAUGUCCUGUAUGCCUGUGACGAUGACGUCUGCCCUGAAUAUACCAAGGAUCCCCGCAUUAAGGAAGUCGUUACCCUUACUUCAGAUUUGUCCCGCAAGAACCUGGAGAAGGACUUUGAACGCAUGGAUACCCCUCAAGGCACAUUUUACCGCGUUUACUUCGAUAUUUACCUGACGCUGGAUGGUUCAGAAUUCAGCGCCGAGCUGGUUUGCCAAGGCGAGGUCAUGGGUCGCUGCCGCUCUCGCUUCAGAUAA